Molecule: messenger RNA, 1077 nt
Organism: Frankliniella occidentalis (western flower thrips)
Lineage: Eukaryota; Metazoa; Arthropoda; Insecta; Thysanoptera; Thripidae
Exons: 2
Coding region: 55-693 (212 amino acids)
Source: RefSeq, a predicted model, not a curated record
GCAGCGGGGCCCACCUGGGGCCCACCACCUGUCGAGGUGCCGCGCCCGCGGGGGAUGGAUCUGCAAGAUGUCAGCAUGAGUAGACCCGGCGAGAAGCUGCAGCAGAAGGCCGCCGUUCUGCGGGACGCUUUAGGGGUGACGCGGCUGGUCGAACUGUACGGCCAAUUUGACCCUGCAUGGUGCCUCGCGCUGCUGGAGAGCGCCGCGCCCACGCUGGAGCAGCUGAGUGUGUGGGACCUCGAUGAGGCACACUUGCGCGUGGUGCACGCCAUGCCGCGGCUUAGGAGGCUGGCCGUAUGGAGUAUGGUUGGUUUGCUGGACGCUCAGCCCCCCGUGCUGCCCGCGCUCGCUCAGGGACAUACUGGCCUGCAGUGGCUCAGAGUGAAAGGCCUCCCUCGCGCCACGACGCUCUCCCUGAUGCGGGCCCACGGUCACUCGCUGGAGGACCUGCAGCUGGUGGUGGGUACGACGUUUGACGGCGAAUGGCCACAGAGCGGCUGCAGCGACCUGCACUCUUUGAUUCAGCAGUGCGGGCUGCGGGUGCUGCGCAGACUCGUGAUGUGGUAUACUAGUCCAGGCAUCAUCCACGAGGCUGCCCCCUGUCGCCAGCAGCGCGGCCGGAUGCGGCGGGUGCUGCCCGGGGCCAAGGUGUUGUGCAACGUGUGUGACCAUUUGCCGGGGGACCCUUUCUAGGUGCGGCGAACGACGCGACGGGGACGGACGCGCCUCCGCCACCCCGUGGCAGAGAGGAUUCCAGGCAGCGCGCCCCCGGGCCGCGCGACACGAGUACGAGAAAAAGUGGACAGGAAAAACAAUGCAGGAGUCAGUGUAAGACGUGUGUUAAUGCAUUGGAAACAGUGCAGAGAAAUAUACUAAAAUACAUAUCCCAGCACACGCUGUAAUGUCCAAACAAAAAACAUCCCUCGGCCGUAACCAUUUUUCCAGAGAUAGAUCUCGCGGGGCCUGUAAAGAUAAGAGCGGACCGGCCAACCACUCGCCACCCUCCACCCACCCGUUUGCCAGUGCAGUGACUCAGAGCAGCACUUAAUAUAUGUACAAAAGUAGAAAUUUGUAUUU